Molecule: messenger RNA, 1194 nt
Organism: Durusdinium trenchii
Lineage: Eukaryota; Dinophyceae; Suessiales; Symbiodiniaceae
Source: the annotation of a GenBank genome assembly
AUGCAAUGGCAGAAUGAUGAGGAAUGGAAGGAGUGUUUGGAUGAGCUCUGGGAUACAGUGGAGGAAGAUGAGUUGGAGCGUCGCAGAAAGGUCUUGACUGAGAUGAAGGUCAGCAAUAGGGAAGUCUGCAGCGAAGAAAUGCGCCAGGCCUACUUGAGCCGGCAAGCGGAGAUUGAUUCACAGUGCAAAAGUGGCCUUGAAAUCUCAAUCCGAGCUAUGGCAGGCGAUCUAAUGGCUGAACUCACAGUCAACGGUCGCUGCACAGCGGGUCAGCUGGCCGCGGAGCUUGCAAAUUUGGUGGAGCCAGAGCCACAAACGGAGUACCGUUUGGCCAUUGACACAGAGGCGUUGAGGCCAGAGGAUUGCCUGAAAGAUUUUAUUUGCAACGGUGCAGAGCUCACAGCCUUGGUCGUUGAAUCUGCAGUGCUGCUGAUCCGCUUCGAGAUGCCUUUCACUGUGCAGUGCCUGCGGUGUCAGCACUACAUCCGUCAAGGCACGCGUUACAACGCAGACAAGAAGAAGGUUGGCAUGUACUUUUCCACACCGCUCUACGAGUUUGCGAUGAACUGCGGCAACAUUGUGCAUCCAGCAAGAUCUGCAAAUGGUACAGCACAUUGCAACCAACGAUUUGUUAUCCGGACGGAUCCAAAGAACGAUGACUAUGAGCUGGCAGAAGGUCUUCGCAGAAAAGUGGAAGUCUGGGAUAGUCAAGACUCGGAGACUCUUGAGCUUGUCGAUCCUGAGACUCGGAGACGGAUGGAUACAGAUCCAAUGUUUCGAGUUGAGAAAACUUUGCGCGACCGGCAGAAAGAGAAAAGCAACAAGGAAAGGCUUGCAGAUUUGCAGGAUUUGCAAGCAGACCGUGAGGAUGCGUAUGGUUGGAACUGUGUCCUGCGAAAAUCAAAUCGCCUUCGCAGAAAGGAAGAAAAAAGGAAAGAGGAGGAAGAAAGGCGCAAGGGCAAGCCAAACUUUGUGGUGCCGUUGGCCCCUCCGGACGAUGGUAUGCAGAAGGCGCAGCAAGUCGCAUUCUUGACAGAUCAUGACAAGAUUGAAGUGGCAGUCAGGCGCUCUACUUUGCGAGCGCGACCGGUGCUCAAACCAGCCGAUGACAAUGCAGCUGCGAUCGCUGGCCUUGUGGCCAAGCGGAAGAGACUGCAGCAACACUCGAGAAUGGUACGUGCUCGUGUGAGAUAG